GUGGGUGCUCGACUUCCACCGGUUGAUGAAGUCCGAACUUUGCUUGAUCGGAGUGCUCGAGGGGUGCUCUCCACGUUUUCCCAGGAGCAUGAAGGCUAUCCAUCUGGAUCGAUGGUUGAUUUUGCAUGUGAUCGUGACGGUUCUCCAAUAUUAGCAGUUAGUAGUUUAGCAGUUCAUUCAAAGAACCUGCUGGGUAAUCCGAGAUGCUCUUUGCUUGUUGCGAAGGAUCCCGAAGACAGAACUGAUACAGCGAUCACGUUAUAUGGAGAUGCUAUUUCUGUUUUCGAUAGUGACAGAGAGGGCAUACGUACUGCAUACUUGAAAAGGCAUCCUCAUGCUUUUUGGGUUGACUUUGGUGACUUUCGUUUCCUCCGUGUCAUGCCAAAAUAUGUACGAUAUGUAUCAGGAGUUGCUACAGCUUUGUUGGGUUCAGGAGAAUUCGAUGCUGAAGAAUAUAAAGCUGCGAAAGUUGAUCCGAUAUCUCAGUUUUCACUUCCAGUCACUUCCCACAUGAACAAGGAUCACGCAGAAGAUACGAAGGCAAUCGUGCAGCAUUCUACCUCAGUGAUGGUGGAUUAUGCUUAUAUGUUGGACUUGGAUAGUCUUGGUUUCAACGUGAAGGCUGGUUAUAAAGGUAGUACUAUGAAGCUUCGGAUUCCGUUCCCUAGACGUGCAGAGGAUAGAAAGGAUGUGAAGACUCUUAUUGUGGAAAUGCUUCAAGCUGCCAGAACUCAAACUUUGUCCUGACGACUGAUGAUUGUAAAGAUGACAAUACGUUUCCCAUGUGUAUACAUGCAGGUCGGGCUGGUUUUAAUACCUUUUGAUACACAGAGGCAGCGGGGGAAAAACUGGUAGUUGAAUUACUGUAUUUGAAUAUUUACAAGACUGGGACGGGGUUUGCUCGUGCUGCGUGCGAUAAUACACAGAUCAAAGAAAACAGAUAUUUGGAGUGUAGGCUUGAUUGUGCCAUAUUGUUGAUGAUGUUCAAUUUAGAUGCCUUCUUAUAUAGCUUUAGUUGGAUUGUUCC
Molecule: messenger RNA, 1027 nt
Organism: Asparagus officinalis (garden asparagus)
Lineage: Eukaryota; Viridiplantae; Streptophyta; Magnoliopsida; Asparagales; Asparagaceae
Exons: 11
Coding region: 112-747 (211 amino acids)
Source: RefSeq, a predicted model, not a curated record